GAAAUUUUCCCACUGUUUCCUCUCAACUUCCUCUCUCUUUUUCUCUCGUCAGCCUUUUGGGAGACGAAUUCCGGAUUUUUGUCUCUAAGGGAAAGAGAAUUUCUUUAUGGAUAAGAGAUGCAGAAGCUGUGUUAUUGGAUUGGUGAUGGUAGAGAAACACAAUCAUCAGCAGCCUUCUGACUCUAAUUUCGACCGAUUCACGCCUUGGUUCCGCUUUUUUCAUCUCCCCAAAUAGUUCUUCUUUCGUAUUGAUAAGAUUUCCAAGCCAACCAAUCCCCGUUAAAUUUAGGCAUGGGCUAUCUGUUGUUUUUGAGCUGGCGUGAAAAGAAAAAAUGCAACUUUGUUCAGGUCCCUCCAAGAACUGUUUCCCUCAGUUGUGUCUAGUGUUUCAAACAGAAGAGGAAGAGGACGAAAGGAACUUGUCUUCUACAAAUUUUACUUGACCAAAAAUGAAUGUUACUGCUGGCUCCCCCUUUAAAAAGAUGUCCUCAACAAGAGGUAAAGGCGAAUCAUCAGGCUGGAGUGCCUUUGAUCUCAAGCAGCGGCAGAAACAAGGUCUGGUACCUGAAACUGAAGAUGACCCUUUCCCUCCUAUGCCAAAUAGUCUGCCGGCCAUCUGUCCCUGCAUAAACCUGGCAAAAAGUAAUGAUCUUUCAGCAAGGUCUUUCUCAUCUGUGCUUAAGCCCUCUGACAACUUUCCUACUUCAAAACAGAAUAAGGAUUAUACAAAACCAAUAAACAUGGGCAAGCCUAUUGAAAAUGAUGGAGAUAAGGUAGUUGAGCAAAACAAUAAUAAUUUAGCUCUUAAAAAGCUUAAAGAGCUGCAUUGCUGGGCUGAGAAUAGUUUAAUUGAGGAUGUCUUGUUGGCUGCCGAUGGUGAUAUUCAUGAGGCCUCAGCUUUGUUGAAAGGAAUGAUGUCCAUUAGUGGCACUGAGGAUAUCAAGGAAACAAAAAAUAAUGAAAUGAGCUCCGCCAUUUCUGAUUUUCCAGGCAAUGCCUACUGUGACAGAGAAAUUUCAACAGGAAAGACUGCAAAGCUUGUUUGCCAGAGCUCUAAAGCUGAUGAAAGGGAAGACAAUCUUGACAAGUUGACAGAUAUGCAUGAGAAUAAACUCUUUGAUGAUGCUUCUAAUAUGAAGCUGAUUCUGGGGCAAUUGACGUCUAUACCUUUUGAGCCUGAGUGGGAAGAAGAUGAUGUAUACUUGAGCCAUCGAAAGGAUGCUAUAAGGAUGAUGAGGUCAGCAUCUCAACACUCUAGGGCAGCCAGUAAUGCAUUUUUGAGGGGUGAUCAUGUUGCUGCGCAGCAGCACUCUCAAAAUGCUCGAGAAGAAUGGUUAGCUGCUCAGAGACUUAAUGCUAAGGCAGCUAGUGAAAUUUUAAGAAUCCGAAAUAGUGACAAUGACUUGUGGAAGUUGGACUUGCAUGGUCUUCAUGCAGCAGAAGCUGUCCAAGCCUUGCAUGAACAUUUGAGACGGCUUGAGACCCAGGUACCAGCAGGCCGUUCAGUUUCUCCUAACAGAUUUAAGGCUAAUAACAGGAUAGUACAUUCUUCAUCUGUUGAGACAUUUAGUUCUAUGGAUAAAUUGGAUAAGCAACAGACAUCAUCUAGGCAGAGGCCUACAUCGUUACAAGUCAUAACAGGUGUAGGCAAUCAUAGUCGUGGACAAGCUGCGCUCCCUGCAGCCGUGAGAAGCUUCCUCAUAGAAAAUGGAUAUCGCUUUGAUGAGGCAAGGCCAGGGCUAAUUACUGUUAGACCCAAAUUCCGGCGUGGUUGAACAUUAUUCACUAAACUGUUGUUACUUAUUAAUUUGAAGAACUUAGUCUCAAGCAGUUCGUUGAUGGAUAAUUAAAUGUUUGGAAGUCGCCAUUGGACUUCCCUUGGAUGUCACUCAUGUACUAUGUCAGCUGCAAUGACCUUUUUGCUUCAUUUGUAUCUUUGACCUAAGGUAUAAAUAUUUAGUCAAAACUCAAAGUUUACCCCCAUGAGUAUUGGUUCGGUGGUCUUUAGUAGAUCUUGAUUAUUGA
Theobroma cacao (cacao) is the source of this 2025-nucleotide messenger RNA. Its product is annotated as smr (Small MutS Related) domain-containing protein. NCBI's taxonomy places the organism in Eukaryota, Viridiplantae, Streptophyta, Magnoliopsida, Malvales, Malvaceae. The record is from RefSeq and is a predicted model, not a curated record.